UAUUUGGUGUAACACCAGUGGGUCACGCUGGUAGAGUAAUGUCAGGGGCUGAAUGAGAGAAUCAGGCUCUCAGAGCUCAGGGAUCGUACUGUUUGUUCCGCGGGGUUUCACUCUGCUCUGUGCGCUCGGUGUCAGUGUGGUGUAGCCGGUGGUGAGCGCUGGGACCAUGGGCCGGGUGGUGAAGGUGUUGAGGACUCUAAGGAAUCACUGGAAGAAGUCGAGCUUCGCUGCCUGUGUGCUGUCUUACGGCGGAUACUGGAUUUAUGGGAAGCACUGUGACAGUGUGCUGCGAAGAGAGGCCUGCCAAGAAGCCAGGGAAUUUGGCCGGGCAUUAAUUGGACCACAGGAGCCUUUAAAGAGAGCAACAGUAAUCCUGAAUCCUGCAGCAAGCAAUGGAAAAGCCAACAGUCUGUUUGAGAAGAAUGCAGCCCCCAUCUUGCACCUUGCUGGAGUGGAGAUCAAAAUUGUGAAGACUGACUAUGAAGGGCAGGCGAAAAAGCUAAUGGAUUUCAUGGAACAGACAGACAUGCUAAUUGUUGCUGGGGGGGAUGGGACUCUGCAGGAGGUGGUAACUGGUUUACUACGAAGAAAUGAUGAGGAAGCGUUUAGUAAAACGCCCAUAGGCUUCAUUCCUCUGGGCGCUCACAAUUCCUUAUGCCAAAGUCUACACCUAGCUACUGACAACACAGUCAGGCGCAUCACUUCCGCUACGCUGUCCAUUCUCAAAGGCGAGACAGUACCGCUGGACAUCUUACAGAUAAAGAGUGAAAAGGAGCAACCAGUCUUUGCUGUCAUGAGUAUACGCUGGGGUUCCUUCAGAGAUGUUGCAGAAUCCAUCAGCAAAUAUUGGUACCUUGGUCCCUUGAAAACAAGAGCAGCGCAUUGGUUCAGUACAUUAAAGGAAUGGCCACAGACUCGCCAAGCUUCGCUAUCGUAUCUGCCUCCUGUUCCUCGGCCUCCGGAGAUGCCCACUGAAAAGCCCCAAAGACCCAACCUGCUACACCGCAUCUAUAUCAGGCUUCAGAAUUAUUGGAAUCCUCCUGUGGAAGAGCCCCCUGUAGAGCCAGAGCCAGAAAUUUGGGAGGAGAAGCAUCUCUCCACCUUGGAGCUCACAAUAAGCACACAGAACAAAAACCCUGUGAAGAACCGUACAGAUGACUCUAUGGUGCUUUCAGUGGAACCAGACACACUCACAGUUGGACAGUUCAUAACUGAAGGUAUUAAAAAAGCUGAGAAUCCACUGGAGAGCACAGAACACACACUUCAGAUGGAGGCCAGUGCAUGUCGUGUCAAUUUGCCUGAGGAGGGCGCUGGCUUUUAUAACAUUGACAACGAGGCCUUUGAGGCCAUGCCAGUGGAAGUGAGGCUACUGCCGCGGAAACUAAGGUUCUUUUGCAGUGCUGAGCGCAGAGAGGAACUGGCACAAGGGAACUGAAGGUGGUCUGGGGAAAAAAAAUCAUACUUGUGGAAGGAAUCAGUGGAAAUCUGAACUUUGGGUUAUCGGACUCCUAACAAUGGGCUGUGUACUUUCACUGCAGAGAUGAUGUUAAUCAUACAGCAUCAGAACAGUAUUAUAACUCGCAUCCAUCUUACACUUCAUUUAGAAUUCUUACAAAUACUGGCUCUGGUCUCUUUUUUCUCUAAAACAGUGCCACUUAAUGGCAAGGAUUACACAAGCUACUGAGAACAUUUUGAUAAAAAAAAUAAAAAAUCACCCAUUCUGCUGUACUGGACGUAGUGCUGGUGACUAGGAAGGCCACAUGCUGAACUAACGAUUAAAAGAUGGGUAAAAGGUGGCCACAUGAAGAGAAGAACAAAUACUCAAAUAGGGUGUAAAAUUAAAGUGAUGAUUAAUUAGUAGUCCCCAGCCCAAAGUAAACACUGAGCCCACUGCAGCUUCAGCUUUCUGUUCUUGACUGACAGAAAUUAAAACCUGGUUUGGUCUUCUGCUGUUGUAGCCCAUCCAUCUCAAGGUUUGAGGUGUUGUACAUUGUGACAUUCUUUUCUGUUUACUGUAGUUUUUGUUUACUCAAAAUGGUUUGAACAGUUUCUGUCGACUUCAAUAGUAAAUCAAUGUACCUUUUUUGGCACAGUUCCCCAAACCACCACUUAUAGGAGAUUUUCUCUUUUAUUAUACUAUUCUGAAUUUUAUAGGCUGUCCCAGGAGAUCACCACUUCAGCAUUGCAGAAGAAAUACUCAAAGUAGCCCAUUUGGAAUAAAAUCAUGCUCUGCUCAAAAUCACUGAGCUCACUUUUGUUUUUUAGCCAUGUAGAGGGGGUUGAUAAUGAAAAUAUUUGAAGCUGUUGGCUUAUAUUGGCAUUACAUUUCUUCCACUGAGUUGGCUGAUUGUAUACAUAUUUGUAUGAAUAAGUAGUUGUACAGGUAUUUUUAAUAAAUACCUCAGAAAUUGUGCAUAUGGAUAAACUGAAGGCAAAGUAUGGACAGUAGGCUUCAGCCGCAUAUUUAUUCCUAACGUUGACCUUUACAUACAAAAUAUAUAGCUCUGAAAAAAAAGAGACCAUAUAAAAAUGAUUUUCUUUGAUUUUACCAAACUGAAAAUCUCUGGAAUAUAAUCAAGAGAAAGAUGGAUGAUCACAAGCCAUCAAACCAACCUGAACUGCUUGAAGAUUUGCACCAUGAGUGGCAUAAAGUUAUCCAAAAGCAGUGUGUAAGACUGGUGGAGGAGAACAUUCCAUGGUUAUUAACCAUGGUUAUUGCACCAAAUAUUGAUUUCUGAAAUCUUAAAACAUUAUGAAUAUGAACUUGUUUUAUUUGCCUUAUUUGAGGUCUGAAAGCUCUGCACAUUUUUUUUGUUUUCAGUUUGUUUUCUGUUCUCAUUUUCUGCAAAUAAAUGCUCUAAAUGAAAAUAUUUUUAUUUGGAAUUUGGGAGAAAUGUUGUCUGUAGCUCAAAAUCAGAGAAACUGAUUCAGAAACUGAAGUGGUGUCUUAGUUUAUUACAGAGCUGUAUGUAUAAAUAUGUCCAUUGAAAAUUUCUAUUCUAUUUACAUAACUAUAUACUCUAACCACACAAAGUUGUAACAACGAUGUCACAAUGCUGUCAAGAAUGCUUCAGAAUACUCUGAAGAAAGACCUGUUCACUCAUGUACUGCUGCAGGUGUAAUCUUGCCCACUGUAAAACAGCUCAAAACCCCCCAGAAACCCAGUGUUUACUCAUGGGACCAAGCCAGACAUGAUUUGUAUGUUCUGUAUCACCGUUUGUCCAAUGAAUUAAACUAAUGUAUAAUUAACAAGAAGCUUCAUUA
This is a messenger RNA of Astyanax mexicanus (Mexican tetra), 3264 nucleotides long. It is a transcript of the gene agk, whose product is annotated as acylglycerol kinase. Gene Ontology annotation, molecular function: ceramide kinase activity; ATP-dependent diacylglycerol kinase activity; acylglycerol kinase activity. Bases 167 to 1435 code for a protein of 422 amino acids. Lineage: Eukaryota; Metazoa; Chordata; Actinopteri; Characiformes; Acestrorhamphidae. Gene Ontology annotation, biological process: protein insertion into mitochondrial inner membrane; ceramide biosynthetic process. The transcript is spliced from 15 exons. The record is from RefSeq and is a predicted model, not a curated record. Gene Ontology annotation, cellular component: TIM22 mitochondrial import inner membrane insertion complex; mitochondrion.